GGAGUCGUCCCGCCUCGGAAGUGGUGCCGUCGCCAUGCUGCAAUGUGUCUCAGCCGUGUCGGACAGGUUCAGCAGCCUCUCUGGCACACAGAGCUAUCAGUUCCUCAUGUUGGGCUUGGAGGGAGCGGGCAAGACCACUUUCUUGUACAAGUUGAAGAUCAACGGGUACAAAAAGGCGGACGUCCAAGCGGACAUGGUCUACCUCAAAGAGGUGAAACAAGACCCCGGGUACCAUUUCGAGGAACUGAGCAGUCCAACCAUUGGGCAAUACAGCAUCUGGGAAGUUCCUGGGAACGACGUGAUGCGCCCCUUGUGGCCCAUGUUCUACAGGUAUCUGCACAUUCAUGGGGUCUUCUUUGUGGUGGACGCCUUCUCCCCCACGUGCUUUGACUUGGAUCAGGAGAAUUUUCGAAAGCUGAGCAAAGCCCGGGAUGCGUUGUUCCACCUGCUUCAUGAGGACGAACUCCGCGUGUCGGUCUUCUUUUUAGUUUUAAAUGUGAACCGCAGCACAGAGGAUGCUGCAAAAAAGGAGGAAGAGGAGCAGGAGGAAAAUGCUCUCUUCGAGAUGCUGGGCGUUCCUGAGAUCGAACAGAUGGUCCACAUGAAAACCCGCUUCCGCAAGGUGGUCUUGAAUUGUGCCAACAUCAGCCGAAAAGAUAGCAACUGGGAAAACAUCUUGAAGGACUUUCGAAAAAUGCAAGUCCAGAUCCAGUCCCAGAUAGGAAGCUGAGCCGUUUCACUGACGGCGGGCCGUGGCAACAAG
Molecule: messenger RNA, 763 nt
Organism: Cladocopium goreaui
Lineage: Eukaryota; Dinophyceae; Suessiales; Symbiodiniaceae
Source: the annotation of a GenBank genome assembly